AUGGUCGCCGCACUGGCGGCCAUGGCUCUGGCGGCGAGCACGUCGGCGACGGAUAGAAUAUACGUCAGCUCAGAGAAUGUUGCUUCGGAGGAGGGCAUGCGUGGCCUGUACGAGCGCUGGUACACGCUCUAUAGGCACGACAGCGACCCCAUCGACAAGGAGAAGCGGUUCGCCAUCUUCAAGGCGGAAGCACGCGCUGUGUACGAGCUGAAUGAGGGCGGCACGCGCGUGAAACAUCAUUUGAAUUGGUUCGCGGACAUGACCCAAGAUGAGUUUUCCGAAUCGUUCGCCAACUGCGCCCCCCUCAAGAUCCGACCCCACCGCGAGAUCAAGCUCAACCUUCACCAGCCUAGCCAGAACUACCCUGACAAAUUGCCACUCAUGGUCGACUGGCGGACCGUUGACGGUGUACUCACUAGCGUGAAGCUCCAGGGAGAAUGCGGAAGCUGCUGGGCUAUGGCUGCCGCCGGGGCGAUGGAGAGCAUCCACUUCCUCAAGAACAACAAGCGCACCAACCUGUCUGUUCAGGAACUAGUUGACUGCAGCCCCCCGAAGGAGCAUUGCAAAGGUGGCAGGGCUGACAUGGCCUUCCAAUACGUCAUCGACAAGCACGGCAUCCAUUCCUCCGAACAGUACCCAUAUAAUAUGCUCAUGGACGCGGUGGCCCACGCGCCCGUCGUCAUUCGUUUUCGGGGCAGCAACACCACCGAGUUCAAACGCUACAGCGGCGGCAUCUUCCGAGGGCUCUGCGACAUCGACACCAAGCAAAGGCACGAAGCCCUGCUCGUGGGCUACGGUACAACGCCAAGUGACGAUGCCAACGAUCCUGGCGUCAAUUAUUGGCUGGUGAAGAACUCGUGGGGGGAGUCAUGGGGAGAGAGGGGCUACAUGCGCCUCCAGCGUGGUCAUCUGGCUCAUGGUGGCCUCUGCGGAAUUUUGCGGCGCCCAGUGUACCCAGCACAUCCAAAAUAG
Molecule: messenger RNA, 972 nt
Organism: Lolium perenne
Lineage: Eukaryota; Viridiplantae; Streptophyta; Magnoliopsida; Poales; Poaceae
Product: vignain-like
Biological process (GO): proteolysis
Molecular function (GO): cysteine-type peptidase activity
Source: RefSeq, a predicted model, not a curated record